AUGAAACCCUUGGAUAUCAUCUCUUUGGUUGUCUAUGGGACUACUAUAGUGCUGGGGUUGCCUUCUAAUGUCCUGGCCCUCUAUGUCUUCUACUGCCGAGCCAAGGCGCGUCUGACACCCAAUCUCAUCUACAUGAUGAACCUCUGUCUGUCCGACUUGGUCUUCAUUCUCUUCUUGCCGCUGAAGAUGCUGGAGAUGGUGAAAAUGGAGCAGCCAAUGCCGAGUUUCCUUUGCCCUCUUUACAAUCUCAUGCACUUUGGCACAAUCUACACCAGUGCCUGCUUUCUGACAGUGGUCUCCGUGGGGCGUUACCUGGGAGCUGUUUAUCCCAUACACUAUCAGGUUCACAAGAAGGCUUGUUACUCUUGCCUGGUCUCAUUGGGCAUUUGGUGCUUGGUUGGAUCUCACGGGCUUCUCAUCUUUGCCCUCGAGACUACCAGAGACAUCAACUCCACCCUGUUUGCUGGUGAGGACACCUCUUGCUACAGCAAUUUCAGCCAAGCCCAAAUUGACUUGUUGGCUCCGGUGCGGCUGGAGCUGUCCGUGGUACUUUUCUUCCUGCCCUUGGCCAUCACCUCUUUCUGCUAUGUCGGCUGCAUCCGUGUCCUGGUUGGGUCUCAUCUUCACCAACAGAAGAAGCGGCGUGCAGUGAAGGUAGCAGUGGCCACUCUUGUGGUCUUUGUCCUCUGUUUUGGUCCUUACAACGUGUCCCAUGUCGUGGGCUUCAUCCAAUGGAGAGACAUUGAAUGGCGCAAUAUCGCUUUACUCCCCAGUGCAUGCAAUGCUUUUCUGGACCCCCUCAUCUUCUAUUUCCUCUCCUCUGACAUGGAUGAUAGCAUUGCUCAAGUGUGGCUUUCCUUGAGAAAGAAAUAUAGCUCCAUCUGGCUGAAGAUCGCCUUAGCCCAUGGCAAGGCAAGGAGUCAACAGCCAGUCUCCAGCGUGGCCUGA
Messenger RNA from Sphaerodactylus townsendi, 948 nucleotides. RefSeq names its product free fatty acid receptor 3-like. Gene Ontology annotation, biological process: response to fatty acid; positive regulation of cytosolic calcium ion concentration; G protein-coupled receptor signaling pathway. Gene Ontology annotation, molecular function: bioactive lipid receptor activity. The record is from RefSeq and is a predicted model, not a curated record. The coding region runs from base 1 to 948 and encodes 315 amino acids. Gene Ontology annotation, cellular component: plasma membrane. NCBI's taxonomy places the organism in Eukaryota, Metazoa, Chordata, Lepidosauria, Squamata, Sphaerodactylidae. The transcript has a single exon.